AUGCAUGUUUGGUCCUUUGAAAUAGGUCUUUUGGAGCAUUCUGGAGCAUAUGGGACACAAGGAGCAUGGAGGGACUUGGCACAUGGAAGCAGCUCAACUGGAUACGCAAAGGAAGAAGGGAGAAGCCAUCUUGAAGACCAGCUCGACCGUCCACUCGACCAACCGGUCGAGUUCCUCAACUCGACCGGCCAAGCUUCAACUCGAUCGAGCUGGAGUCAAAGUCAAACCCGAAAAAUGUUGCUUCCCCCUUGA
Molecule: messenger RNA, 252 nt
Organism: Microthlaspi erraticum
Lineage: Eukaryota; Viridiplantae; Streptophyta; Magnoliopsida; Brassicales; Brassicaceae
Source: the annotation of a GenBank genome assembly